Molecule: messenger RNA, 4657 nt
Organism: Cervus elaphus (red deer)
Lineage: Eukaryota; Metazoa; Chordata; Mammalia; Artiodactyla; Cervidae
Gene: LRIT1
Product: leucine rich repeat, Ig-like and transmembrane domains 1
Exons: 4
Coding region: 81-1949 (622 amino acids)
Cellular component (GO): endoplasmic reticulum membrane
Molecular function (GO): protein binding
Source: RefSeq, a predicted model, not a curated record
CAGCUGCUGGGUUGGCUGGGCCGGCAGGACAGAGCAGUGAGGGACAGGCCCCUGCCUGGGCUACAGAGAAGCCAGGAGCCAUGAGGGUGGCGGUGGGCAUGCUCUGGCUCCUGGCCCUCGGAGGGCCCCCACAGGCCCAGGGUGCCUGCCCCUCUCAAUGCAGCUGCAGCCUCCAUGUCCUGAGCGAUGGCAGCAAAGCCAGGACAGUGGUGUGCAACGACCCUGACAUGACUCUGCCCCCAGCAUCUGUCCCUCCGGACACCUCCAAACUGCGCCUGGAGCGGACGGCCAUCCGCAGGGUGCCCGGGGAAGCCUUCAAGACGCUGGGCCGCCUGGAGCAGCUGUGGUUGCCCUACAACGCCCUCUGCGAGCUCAGCGCGCUGAUGCUCAGGGGCCUGCGCCGCCUGCGCGAGCUGCGCAUGCCCGGGAACCGCCUGGCCGUCUUCCCCUGGGCGGCGCUCAGGGACGCCCCCCAGCUGCGGCUGCUGGACCUACAGGCGAACCGCCUCUCCGCUGUACCGCCGGAGGCCGCGCGCUUCCUGCGGAACCUCACUUUCCUCGACCUCUCCAGCAACCAGCUGCUGAGGCUCCCGCAGGAGCUGCUCGCCACUUGGAUUCACCUGCACACCGGGCCCUUCCUUCCCGGUCACCAUGCCAGGUUGGUCCUAGGGCUGCAGGACAACCCCUGGGUGUGUGACUGCCGACUCUACGACCUGGUCCAUUUUCUAGAAGGCUGGGCUCCAAACCUGGCUUUCAUAGAGGCCAGGCUGAGGUGUGCCAGCCCACGUAGCCUGGCUGGAGUGGUCUUCAGCCAGCUGGAACUCAGGAAGUGCCAGAGUCCGGAGCUCCGUCCAGGGAUGACCAGCAUCAGGUCCCCUUUGGGCAGCACAGUAUUGCUACGUUGUGGGGCCACUGGGGUCCCCGGGCCGGAGAUGAGCUGGAGUAGGGCCAACGGGCACCCACUCAAUGGCACAGUGCACCGGGAAGUCUCCAGUGACGGCACGAGCUGGGCUCUACUGGGCCUGCCUGCCGUGUCCCACCUGGACUCAGGAGACUACAUCUGUCAGGCCAAGAACUUCCUGGGAGCCUCUGAGACUCUUAUCUCCCUGGUCGUCACGGAACCGCAGACAUUCACGGAACGCAGUGGGGGCCCCGGGGCGCUGUGGGCAAGGACGGGCGAGGGGGAGGAAGCUGCCGCGUAUAACAAGAUGGUGGCCAGACACGCGCCCCACGUCCCUGAGCCUGCCGUCCCGGCCACCGGGCCCCCCGCGCCCAACACGAAGGAGCAGCUGUUCCUCCAGCACUUCCAGAUGAGGGCCCCAGAAGAGCACUCGGACGUGCCGGCCGGCCCCCAGGAGGCCCAGACGGUGAGCUCCCUGAAGGUGGUGGGGGACACUUACCAGAGCGUGACCUUGGUGUGGAAAGACCCCCAGGCUGGGAACACAACUGCCUUCAGCGUCCUCUACGCGGUCUUUGGGCAGCGCGACAUGCGGCGGGUGCUGGUGCCGCCCGGGAAGACCAGCGUCACCAUCCGUGGGCUGGUGCCCAAGGUCAAGUACGUGGCGUGCAUCUGCGUGCGGGGCUUGGUGCCCCGGAAGGAGCAGUGCGUCAUCUUCUCCACCGACGAGGUGGUGGACGCCGAGGCCACUCAGCGGCUCAUCAACGUGGUGGUGAUCAGCGUGGCCGCCGUCAUCGCCCUGCCGCUCACGCUGCUCGUCUGCUGCGGGGCCGUCCGGAGGCGCUGGCGCAAGUGCCGCACCAGGGGCUCCGGCGAGGCCACAGGUGCCUACGUCAACCUGGAGAGGCUGGGCCACAGCGAGGACGGCUCGGAGGAUCUGUCCCAGCACAGCCUCAGUGAGGCCGACAGACUCCUCUCUGCUCGCUCCAGCCUGGACUCUCAGGCCGUGGGCAUCAGGGCCAGCAGACGGAUCAACGAGUACUUCUGCUGAGGACCGUGCGUCCCCCUCUCUGCACACAGCUGCCUACACACCUGCCCCCACUCUCCUCCUUCUCCUCCACUCUGACACCUGAGUCCAUGCUCACCCACUCUUACCUACCCAGGUACCUGCUUCCUCUUACAUUUACACACAACUACAACAGUUAACACUUAUAAAAGCACUUACUAUGUGCCAGGAAGUGUUCUAAGUGCUUUAUAUAUAUUAACGCAUUUAAUUCUUAUGACAGUCCUUUGCAGCAGCUCCUAGCUUACCUGGAGAAGGAACAGGGGCAGUUAGUAACUUGCCUGUAUCACUUUUUGCUGCAUAACAAACAAAGGCAAAAUCGCAGUGGUACAAGGCAACAAGCGCUGAUUUUCACACAGUCUACAGGUUGAUUGGGGUGGCUCUGCUACAUGUGUCCUACUUGGGGCCCAGGAUGGAGAGUCAGUGGCUACCUGGGGGAGGCUUCUUUCAUGGAGAUGUCAGAUGAUAGAGAAAUGAGCAAAAACAUACAAUACCUCUUAAGCUCCUGAACACUGCCAUUUCUGCCCAUAUUCUAUCUGCCAAAAUGAGUCUAAUGGCCAAAACUAAGCUUUUAACAGGGCAGAAAGGGACAGUUCUCCCACAGAGGUAAUGGUGGGGCAGGACAAACUUUGCUGAGCAGUGAUCUAACCUAUGUUGCUCACAAGCACACAGCUAGGAAGUGGCAGCUCUAGCAUUCAGCCCACACACUUGCUUCCAGAGUUGCUAGUCCUUACUACUUCCUAUACUACAUCUUGACUACAUUUAUGCUAACUCGUAGGCACUCACGUUUAAUCUUUUUAUCCAUUUUCUACAUUUGUACAGUCACACACAUACACAUCCAGAGACAAACACCAUGCCCUCACUGUGGACACUCAUGGAUUCUAAUCAUCUGAUUUUUUAGUAAAUUCGGGAGGUUUGGAUGAUGCCCACAAGACUACUGCUCAUGUACUUAGAAUCUGAGACUGAAGGGAUCUGAGAGAUCCUGAGGCGGGUGGCCUGGUGCACCCGACACUGUCCGGCACACAGCUCGCUUCUGUCCCCGUGUAGCACUCUUUGUGAUUCUAACUGAAACUUAACCUGAGUUCCUGAGGGUGUCUCAGAGCCUCCUGGGUCACUCCAUAAGCCACCUCAAAGGAGGAUUCCGGUUCAGUUUGCUUAAAGGUGGGAAACCUCUGAGAUGCAGUCUCUGUGCACAGGAGCAGGCAGAUGUUCCCAGCAGAAGGACCAGCGUUCUGUGUUGUCUAUAGGACUGUCUUCUCUCUUGGAAGAGAACAUCCAAGGUGUUUGGUGCCAAGGCCUUUGGCUAACAACUGAGGAAAGCAAGUGAUGGGACAGCUUUUUGAAACUGGGGACAGCAAGUGAUGCACCGGAAGCUAUUUUGUUAGUGUCAUCUGAGACCCUGUAUCAUCUUUAAUAUUUGCUGAAUAUAAAAAGCAAUCAUUUCUGAACUACUUCCUAUGACAUUUACGAAAGACCUUAUGAUGGAUGACCUUACAACUUCUUUUCUUGUUUUCUCUCAUUUUGAUCUUCAAAAUGACCUGUUUCGAAGCCUGGGCUAUUUGACUUAACAGACAAGAAAACUGAAGCCCAAAGAGCUGAAUAAUUUAUAGAGGACAGUGAUACAUAUUCUUGGAGGAUCUGAAUCUUUGAUAAUGUUCCAGACAGGCUGAGAGUCUUUAUUCAAUGUUGAUCUCUGCAGUGUGACCCAUAGCAGGUUUACUAUGGAAAUGGGUUUUUUUCGAGCUAAGUGAAACCUGCGGUCAGAACCACGAGAGCACCAGUGCAUAUGAACAUGGGAUUUUCAUAUAUGUGUAUUUCCUGCCCAUCACCUGGAGGGUACAACUGACUAUAAUUUGAGAACCAUUGCUAUUGGCUAGGGAAAUUAUUUGGUUAUAACAUGAUGAAGCCACUGUCUAUAUCAUAGGUCAGCAAACUUUUUUUUCUGUAAAGAAAGCCAGAUAAGAGAUACUUUAAGCUCUGUUGCUGCUACUCAUCUCUCGAGUGUGAAAGCAGUCUCAGACAAUAUGCAAGUUAAUGAGCAUGGAUGAGUUCAAAGAAAAUGUUAUUUACAAAAACAGGUGGCAGGCUGAAUUUGGCUCCCCAUCAAUUUAGAUGUGUAAAGGCAUUCUGCAAUGCCUUUUGAGACUCAAGACUCAACUCUAAUUGUCUGAUAUAUGAGACUGACAGGCACUCCCCAAAUCAGAACAAAUUUAAGUGUGGUAGAUUAAAGCAGCCAUCUGUUGAAAUGAUAAAGAUGUUUUCUCUAAAUGACUGACUGAGCCAAUCAAGAUUGAACAAUUACUGGCCCAACUAACAUGUAGUCAGUUUUAUUGAACCAUGUUUGCAGAAAAAUCAGGAACUUGAAAGCAAAAAUGUGUUAGUAUUUAUCCAAUAUUGUGUGUGUGUAUGUGCCUGCAUGCGUGCAUGUGUGUGCGUGCAUGUGUGUGUGUGUGUGUGUGUGUGUGUGAAAAAGAUCGAAAAAAGAUUCGACUUCCCAAUGAUUCAUGAAGACCUACCUUAGUGGUCUGAAUGGAAUGGCUCCCAAGAUGGUCAGCCUCCAGUACCCCUUCUGUCAGUCUUUCUUUGUGUGUUGUCUUCCUUGGUUUGCUCUUGUAGAGAAGAAUCAUCCUGGACUGUGCUCAUGAAUAUUCAAGUCAUUGGAAAAAACACAUUCACAUUGUAAAAAAUAAAAUGAU